Messenger RNA from Parnassius apollo (apollo), 540 nucleotides. The record is from the annotation of a GenBank genome assembly. NCBI's taxonomy places the organism in Eukaryota, Metazoa, Arthropoda, Insecta, Lepidoptera, Papilionidae.
AUGAAUUUUCGAGCAAUAUUUUUAUUUGUAUUUAUGCUUUUGGCAGUCGCAGUUGCAUUUCCAUCAGAUGAAAAUAGAUCAAGACGUGACGUCGCGGAGUCCGUGAAAAGUGCUGCGAGCGAUGCGAAGAAGGCGAUAAGCGACGCAGGCGCUGCUGUUGUCGACGCGUUUAAGCCAACAGAGAAGAGUACUAAAGACAAAAUUGUAGACAGUGUCAAAAAUAUUGUUGAAAUUUCAUCAAAACUAACUAUGGAAAGUCAGGAACGAAUUGAAGACCCGUCGUAUUUACCUUCUGAUCUAGAUCGCCCUACUACACCUGAAUCUGAAGAUUCAGAAUUUAUACAAUUGGAUGAGUUGUUAAAUCCAGACAGAUAUUUAACUAAAGAAAAUAAUAUAAAAGAAAUGCAAAGUAAAGCUAUAGCCUUAUUGUUUGGCAAACCAAAACAACUUCCUAAUAAUAAUGAAUCCCAGUAUGUGGUCCAAGCAAUAACGGAAAAUAUAUUUAAACUAACUUGGAAAGUUAUACAACCACGUGCUUGA